Molecule: messenger RNA, 4032 nt
Organism: Menidia menidia (Atlantic silverside)
Lineage: Eukaryota; Metazoa; Chordata; Actinopteri; Atheriniformes; Atherinopsidae
Source: the annotation of a GenBank genome assembly
AUGGUGGUCCAACUACUAGGGCUGGCCUUUGUAUAUUUAACAACCAGUCUGCACACUCUCUCAGCACAUGGCUUGUAUAUAAAUCAUACUGGGGAGGUUGAGUAUCGGGACACCAGUGUUUAUGGAGUGGUGGACCAGGCUGUGAUACUGGGAUGUGGCACUGAAGUACCUGACUUAUACAUAUGGAGCUUCACCAAACCUGGAACUGAAGCGAUAAAAGCCGUGGUGUAUGACUUGGGAAAAGGACCAAAGAUCCAGAAGCUGGCUAAGACACUUGGACAGCUCACUAUCAUCUCAAACAAUGCCUCUGUAAGGAUUGAAAAUCUUCCUCUGGCUGCUCAUGGCUUGUUCACCUGCCAGGCAUUCUAUGACAUAGAUGAGGAACCCAUAGUCUACUACCACUACGUGCAUCUAACAGUCCAAGUUCCCGUCAGUAAGCCAUACCUCCUGAUGAGUAAUGCAUCUCCAGUUGAAGGAUCUACAAUAUCAAUCCACUGCAGGGUGGAAAAUGGGACUGAGCCGAUCCAGUAUGUGUGGCAACAUGAAAGUAACAUUGAAAGCAUCAAAAACUUCACACAGAGCAACAGCAGCAUCAUCAACGUGACCAACAUAGACCGAAACCACACAGGCUGGUAUCAUUGUGUGGCCAGUAAUACUGUAAACAGUGAGCGUUCUGACAAAUUGUGGUUGGACAUAAAGUUCGGUCCAGAUGUUCCACAGAUAGACGUGUCUCCAUACAGUGUAACAGAAGAGGGAUACUCCGCUCUGGAGACAUACAACGUGUCUUUGUUUUGCCAAGCUCAGUCUAAUCCAGACUGUCAGUAUGUGUGGCUCUACAACAACUCUCAAGUGUACACCGGGCCACAGUUCACCAUCACCAAUAUCCUGCGCAUGCACACUGGCAACUACACUUGCAUGGCACACAACUCCUUCCUUAACACCAGCUCCAGGAAAACCAUCAAUCCACCAGAUGGCUCCCCCUCCUGCUCUGUGGAGCCGGCUCAGAAUCACACCUCUCUGAGGAUGCUCUGCUCCUGGCCCGGUGGGUCCCCCUCCCCUUCCCUCCACUGGACUGGAGACCUGAAACUGGCAGGGAGAGCUCAGCUCGAUGGAGCUCAACUAACAAAUCCACUCAACAGCGCAGUCAUCUUGCUUCCCUCUGAAAGUCUGAAUUCUAACAACAGCUUGUUUACGUGCGUCGGUUCUCAUCCUGCCCUAAAAGACCAGACACAGUGCAGCACGCGCGCAUGUGAGAACAGAGACCACAGAAACAUCAACACAGUCAAAGCCAGAGCCAAAAUGUUUGCACUGGUUUUCAUUAAACUUUUCCAAUUGGGUCCUAUCUCACCAGAUAUUCCCCCUGCAGAACCGGUGUGUUUUUUCAGUGCUAGCAGUGACUUACAGUAUGUGACGCUGUCCUGCUUCUGGGAUGGAGGAAACCCCGAAGCCUUAGUGUGGUGGGAGGGCUCUGAAGACCAGAGAAAAGAUGGAGAAGAAAACUCCAACAUCCUGGUCCUCCGCUAUGGCACCGCCCGCAGUGGGAAGCCGUACACCUGCUAUGCUCAGCACCCGCUUCUGGUCCAAACCAAGACCUGCAGACUCACACUGGUCCCUGUUAGUACGCCAAACCUCCUGAUGAGUGAUGCAUCUCCAGUGGAAGGAUCUACACUGCAGAUGCACUGCAAUGUGAAAACGGGAACAGAACCGAUCCAGUAUGUGUGGCAGUAUGCAGUCCACUGGGGGAACUUCACAACCUUUGCACACGGCAGCAGUCGUGUCAACGUGACUAACAUUGAACGGAAUCACACAGGCUGGUACCGCUGUGUUGCCAGCAAUGCUGUCAACAUUGGUCCUGACUAUCCUCAGAUAGAUGUGACUCCAUAUAACAUAACAGAGUGGGGAUACUCGGCUCUGGAGACAGAAAAUGUUUCUUUGUUGUGUCAAGCUCAGUCCAAUCCAGACUGUCAGUACAUCUGGUUCUACAACAACGCUCAGGUGUACACCGGGCCAGAGCUCGUAAUCACCAAGAUCCUGCGUAUUCACACUGGCAACUACACUUGCAUGGCACACAACCCCUUCCUCAACACCAGCUCCAGGAAAACCAUCAACCCACCUGGUGGCUCCCCCUCCUGCUCUGUGGAGCCGGCUCUGAAUCACACCUCUCUGAAGCUGCUCUGCUCCUGGCCCGGUGGAUUCCCCUCCCCUUCCCUCCGCUGGACAGGCAACAUGACACACGCAGAACAAGACCAGGUCAAUACAGGACAGCCAACAAAUCUGCUUACCAGCACAAAUAUCUUGCUGCACUCUGGUGGCUUGAUUCCCAACAACAGCUUGUUUACAUGCCUGGGCUCCCAUCCUGCCCUACAACAACAGAGAGAGUGCAGCACGCUCACAUAUAUCCCCCCUGAAGAGCCGCUUUGUUUUGCUAAUGUGACCAAUGACAAAGAGUUUCUGAUGCUGUCCUGCUCCUGGGAUGGAGGGGCUCCAAAAGCCUUGGUGUGGUGGGAGGGCCCUGAUGUGCAGGUCGAAGGUGGGGAAGAAAAAUCCAGCAUAUUAAUGCAUUAUAACACUUUUCACUUUGGAAAGGCCUACAUCUGCCACGCGAGACACCCACUUCUGGUCCAAUCCAAGACCUGCAGACUUACUCUAGUCCCUGUAAAUAAGCCAUACCUCCUGAUGAGUGAUGGAUCUCCAGUAGAAGGAUCUCGGAUAUGGAUGCAAUGCAGUUUGGUAAAUGGGACCGAACCGAUCCAGUAUGUGUGGCAAUAUGAAGCUCGUGGUGGUAGGAUCACAACUUUUGAACAAGGCAACAACACCGUCAUGACCAUCCCCAAGGUAAACCGAAACCACACAGGCUGGUACCGCUGUGUGGCCAGCAACGACAUCAACAGCGAGCGCUCCGAUAAGUUAUGGCUGGACGUCGUCUUCGGUCCGGAUGAUCCUCAGAUAGAUGUGUCUCCUUACAUUAUUACAGAGCGGGGAUAUUCAGCUCUGGAGGCACAGAGUGUUUCAUUGUUGUGUCAAGCUCAGUCCAACCCCGCCAGUCAGUAUAUCUGGUUCUACAACAACUCCCAGGUGUACACCGGGCCCCAGUUCAGCAUCACAAAAAUCUUGCGCGUGCAUACCGGCGACUAUACCUGCUUGGCACAGAAUACCUUUCUAAACACCCGCUCCAGAAAAACCAUCAGCCUAGUAGUUUACUAUCCACCAGAUGGCACCCCCUCCUGCUCUGUGGAGCCAGCACUAAAUCACACUUUUCUGAAGCUGCUCUGCUCCUGGCCCGGUGGAUCCCCCUCCCCUUCCCUCCACUGGACUAGAGACCGGAUACUGUCUGGGCAGGAUCAAGCUGACGCUGGACAACAAACAAAUACACUAACAGGAGUGGAAAUGUUGCUGCCUGCUGGAGGCCUGAUUCCUAACAACAGCUUGUUUAUGUGCAUCGGUUCUCAUCCUGCCCUAAAAGACCAGACACAGUGCAGCACGCGCGCAUAUAUUCCCCCUGCAGAUCCGGUGUGUUUUGCAUAUGUGACAAACAACCAACAGUACCUGAUGCUGUCCUGCUCCUGGGAUGGAGGCGCCCCCAAAGCCUUAGUGUGGUGGGAGGGCCCCGAAGGCGUUAAUAAAGAGCACCCCAUGCCACCCAAUGCCACCCUGGUCACAGUCAUGUACAACAGUCAACAGCGUAAUGAGGUGGAGCUGGAGUGGCAGGUUGAGAACGAAGAUUUUGGGGGUUGGACAGGUUUUUUCCUUGAGUACCGAGGGAUAUCGGAACGACCAGGAAAGAAAGAAAGCAGCAAUGAAAUGAAGGAGCAAGCUGAGGCAAGGGCUGGUUCUCAAGACUGGUACCUUACCAUCGUUAGGGAUCCAAGUGCCCGGAGCCACAAAGUAAGCAGACUGACACCAACUGUUACCUACCAGUUCCGCAUCACGCCUAUUAACCACCGCACCAUCGGACACCCAUCUGCAGCAAAGACUCCAGGUAUAGUAAGUAAACAGAGUGGGGAGAAUGUGAUCACAUGCAAGACAUUUUAA